Musa acuminata AAA Group (dessert banana) is the source of this 447-nucleotide messenger RNA. Its product is annotated as RING-H2 finger protein ATL60-like. NCBI's taxonomy places the organism in Eukaryota, Viridiplantae, Streptophyta, Magnoliopsida, Zingiberales, Musaceae. Bases 1 to 447 code for a protein of 148 amino acids. The transcript has a single exon. The record is from RefSeq and is a predicted model, not a curated record.
AUGAGGAUAAGCAGUGAGAUUGUGGUGGCAGCUAUCAUCUUCUUCUUUAUGAUGGUCGUACUGGCCUUCAAUUUAUACUUGUACGCCAAGUGGCACUUGCGCUCCGCCCUCCGUGCCCACUCUCGUCCACGCUUUGACUUCACCGCCAUCGACAUUGAUCCCCUCCCUGUCCCUGAUCAUGGCCUUGAAGCUGCCGUGCUUCAAUCGCUACGUGUCACCGUUUACCGAGCGACAGACUUCAAGGAGGGGAUCGAGUGCGCCAUUUGCCUCUCCCAGUUGACCGACGGCGAGGUGGCUCGGCUGCUCCCUAAGUGCGGCCAUGGGUUCCAUCUCGAUUGCAUCGACAUGUGGUUUUGCUCUCACUCCACUUGCCCCCUCUGUCGAAGACCGGUCGGCACCAACCCGAAUGUCCAACCCAUGUCGGGGUUACCGACCAUUCAUGCUUAG